Messenger RNA from Neohortaea acidophila, 1299 nucleotides. RefSeq lists its product as uncharacterized. Gene Ontology annotation, biological process: regulation of transcription by RNA polymerase II. Gene Ontology annotation, cellular component: nucleus. The annotation marks the transcript as partial. NCBI's taxonomy places the organism in Eukaryota, Fungi, Ascomycota, Dothideomycetes, Mycosphaerellales, Teratosphaeriaceae. The record is from RefSeq and is a predicted model, not a curated record. The transcript has a single exon.
UCGUCAAAGAAGCGGCCCAAGGUAUACAUCUGCGAUUAUGAGAACUGCGAUAAAGCCUUCGAUCGUCCGGUGCGGCUCGAAGCCCACAAACGCACCCACACCAACGACCGCCCCUUUGUCUGCCAGGAGCCAGGCUGCACGAAGAGCUUCUUCAAAUCCGAACACCUCAAGGCUCAUCUGCAAAACAACCACAGCAGCGAAGCGAGUUACAUUUGCACCUACGUCAUCAGCACAAACGAUGAAGGCGAAGACUUUGAGUGUGGCAGGGCAUUCACCACCUCCACCCGGCUCAAGAGACAUGCGGCGACUCAUGAAAAAGCCGAAGAGCUGAAAUGCCAGGCAAUCGGCUGUGGACAGGUGUUUCGCAAGAUGGAAACGCUGCAGAGACAUAUCAAGAAGGACCAUCUGGGCGAAAAGGCGUACAGAUGUGAGAAGCUGGUGUACGAUGAGGCCUCUGGACUUGAAGAAGAGUGCGGCGAGACUUUCAUCUCCGUUGGGCAGCUCAACUCGCACGAGAAUCGAGAACACAACCGCAUGAAGCACUUUUGCUCCAUUUGCAGUCCGCCAGACGACCUCUCAUUGUCACCCGUGGCGUUCGCGACCUACCACGAGUAUCAAGCGCAUCUAAAGACCGUCCAUCCACCAACAUGUACCGUCUGCCAGCAAGCAUGUCCCUCGAAUCGUGCACUGGCCGCGCACAUGGAAAUCGAGCAUUCCUCCCUGGCCUCACGCAAAGAGAAAUUCAAAUGCACCUGGCCGGGCUGCGACCGCGGCUUCACCCGCAAGGGCAAUCUCAACGUCCACAUCCAAAGCACGCAUGUAAAGCAGAGAAAGUUUGUAUGCGGGCAGUUCGACUUGAGCAGCAGCGACAAAUGCCCCGGCUGGGAGAACGAAGCGGGCUGCGGCAUGGCGUGUACCAGCAAAGCGACGCUGGAGAGCCAUGUCAGGACGCAACACCUGGGUCUGGAGUCGACGAAUACAUCACGAAAGAAGAGCAGACAGAUGAAGAAGGAGUUGAAAUCUUCGUCUCUUAUGGACGUCGACGAGCCGGCUGAGCUGGAUGACACGGACGAUCCAGGAGCAACGGCUCUUGGCUUGCUCACUGGCCACAACUAUGCCGACACGCGUCCCAUCGCAUGCUGGUCGUCUUCCUGUCCCAUGCGCUUCAAACUCAAUUACGCCCUUGCGCAGCACAUGGAGCUCUCGCAUGGAUGGAACGUCGAUGACAUUAACGAUCGCCUGGCGGAGGAAGAGGCUCUCGGUGGCGGACAGUUCUGGAUCGGCGGAAUGGAUGAGAGU